UUUCCUCUCUAUUUUACUAUUAUUGUUAGCAAACAGAAAGAUAAUUGUAUUAGUAAGAUAUGAAUACAUCUGAAGGUAUACAGCGGGAAAUAAUACAAAUUUCGCAUAAAAGAAAAAGGAAAGUAUUGAAUAGUAGUUUCUCUAAAAUUUUAGUAUGCAAAAAUGAUUCCCACAGUAUUAUUCUGUUUUCAAUAAUUUUCGUGCGGUUGAUUCAUAGUCACCCUAUCUCUGGUGAUGCUUUAAUGCAACGAAAAUGAAUACAGAAGCGUUAGAAGACUGUCUUGGUAAUAGGCAUUCAAUGAAACCAAUCUCUGAAGUGGAAAAAUGUAAAUUUCGGACGCCGAAAAUUGCUUUAAUUACGGGGAUAUCCGGACAGGAUGGUUCUUACCUUGCCGAAUUACUGUUAUCGAAGGGUUAUGAAGUACAUGGAAUUAUUCGGCGAUCGUCAUCCUUCAACACAUCCCGGAUCGAGCAUUUGUAUUCAAAUCCAGUAACUCAUCAUGCUGAUUCCAGCUUCACACUUCAUUAUGGUGACAUGACGGAUUCAUCCUGUCUGAUUAAACUUGUCAGUCAGAUCCAACCAACAGAAGUGUAUCACCUAGCUGCUCAAAGUCAUGUCAAGGUAUCCUUUGACUUGCCAGAAUACACAGCUGAAGUUGACGCUGUCGGGACAUUGCGUCUACUAGAUUCCAUUCAUGCUUGUGGUUUAACUAACAAAGUAAGGUUCUACCAAGCCUCAACAUCUGAAUUGUAUGGUAAAGUACAAGAAGUGCCUCAAAAAGAAACCACACCCUUCUAUCCUCGUUCACCUUAUGCUGCCGCGAAGCUUUAUAGCUAUUGGAUUGUGGUCAAUUACCGUGAAGCAUAUAACAUGUUUGCUUGCAAUGGAAUUUUAUUCAAUCAUGAAAGUCCACGACGAGGCGAGACGUUUGUUACACGAAAGAUCACGAGAGCAGUUGCAAAAAUUGCCUUAGGGCAGCAAGAAAUACUGGAACUGGGGAAUUUGAGCUCCAGUCGUGAUUGGGGACAUGCCAAAGAGUAUGUCGAGGCCAUGUGGAAAAUACUGCAAUAUGACCAACCCGAUGAUUUUGUAAUUGCAACAGGGAAGAGCUACACUGUUCGCCGUUUUGCCGAACUUGCUUUCGAGGAAAUUGGAAAAACAAUAAUUUGGGAAGGUGAAGGAGUGCAUGAAGUUGGGAAAGAAAAAGACACUGGUAUUAUUCGGGUCCGAGUCAGUCCGAAAUAUUACAGACCAACGGAGGUAGACCUACUCAUAGGCGAUCCCACAAAAGCGAAACAAAAACUCAAUUGGGAGGCAAAAAUUACACUUGAGGAGCUCGUCAAGGAAAUGGUGGCAAGCGAUUUGCAACUCAUGAAAUCAAACCCGAUGGCCUAAAAAAGAUGAAUCCUUAAUAAAAUUAUUCAUUCUCAUGCACAUAUAUACGAACAUAUACAUAUGUGCACAUAAACAGCAGCCAAUCUGUUAUCUCCCUUUCAUCUCCUUAAAUUUGAAAAGACUCUUCAGCUGUUAUGAAAAAUUUACAAACCAGUUAAUGUAUGUGUGAUUAUUCAUCAGUAAUUUAUAUGAUUAUA
This is a messenger RNA of Loa loa (African eye worm), 1593 nucleotides long. Its product is annotated as GDP-mannose 4,6 dehydratase 1. Gene Ontology annotation, biological process: GDP-mannose metabolic process. The transcript has 9 exons. Gene Ontology annotation, molecular function: GDP-mannose 4,6-dehydratase activity. Bases 254 to 1396 code for a protein of 380 amino acids. The record is from RefSeq and is a predicted model, not a curated record. Lineage: Eukaryota; Metazoa; Nematoda; Chromadorea; Rhabditida; Onchocercidae.